Molecule: messenger RNA, 5315 nt
Organism: Portunus trituberculatus (swimming crab)
Lineage: Eukaryota; Metazoa; Arthropoda; Malacostraca; Decapoda; Portunidae
Product: uro-adherence factor A-like
Exons: 4
Coding region: 24-5006 (1660 amino acids)
Source: RefSeq, a predicted model, not a curated record
GUGUGGCUGGGCAGUGGUGUGACAUGGCGCGCGUGGUGUGGUUGGCAGUUCUGCUUUGCCUCCUCGUGGUGGGAGUGCUGGGGGUCGCCUCGAAGGAGAGCGAGUCCCUAUCAAGCGAGGAGGACCUUUCUCUGUCCCUGGAGUCCUUGGAGAGAGCAGGAAGACAAGGCCGUUUACGCAGUGCAUUUAGUCAACAUUUCCGCUUCAAGAGAAGUCCACGCUUCUUUGGUUCCGAUUCUGUGGAAAGCCUUGAGGACCAGUACGGGUCCGAAUCCUUGGAGAGUGACGAAACACUCAGACACACAAGCUUCCGCCGACGCCCUCGCUCGCCGCGCUUUGAUUUCUCGGACUCCAGAAGCUACGAGGAUUCCACGUCUAGAUCCUCGGAGGAAAAUGACAGGCUCUGGUACGCCGCCCACUCCUUCUCUCGUCGUACUCUGCGCUCCUCUCCCUUCCCCGCAGGCGUCGCUAACACUCGCAGCAGCAGCAGCAUUGGAGAAGCGCUAGAAACUAUGGCACGAAAGCAGAAACGAGCCACGACACAAUUCCGCAUACCCAGGCGCAGCUUUGUCUCCAGGCGAGUGUCCUCCAGGAACUUUGCCACCCCCUCGCCUCCCCUGGACACUGCGGACUCUUUAGAAAGCCAGGAACACAAACCAGAGUCCUUGGAGCGAGGAGGAAGAGGGCGCGGAAGAGAGGGGCGAGGGCAGCAACAGCGCGGCACACUUGGCAACACUCACCACCGCGCUGCUUCCCGUCAAACCUUAACCAGCUCCCGUCCUGCCGCUUCUGCUGAGUCCUUGGAGAGUGUGGAAGUGGAGUCCGUGUUGAACAAACCUGUCACUGUGUUCGGCAGGACGUCCCCGCAAGGCCGCCAGGCAGGGAGGGGCCGCAGGGGCCACCAAGCGGGUCACUCUAAUGGUGUAGCGUUGCCAACUCACUCUAACACCUUUAACCCGCCGCGACCUACUUCCGCUCCUCUCUCCCUCCACGCCUCCCGCACCUCACGCCCCCGGUCUCCCACGCGCUCUUCCGCCCGCCGCGCGCCGUCCAGAGCCGCGCCCACCCACACACAGAACGCCGUUCAACAAGCAUCCUUCGGCGUGCCGCUCUCUGUCCCCUCGCAACCUGCACCCGCCACGCACCAGCAGGAACCCACCGGCAUUCCUUUGCCCGCCUCUCCUGUCACGCACUCCAGACCGUCCACCGCAUCCAGGCGUCUCACCGGCCGCCCCUUACCACAAGCCAUCCCAGCCCCCGCGCCCCAGCAGGCUCCAGGCAUUCCCCUCAGCAGCCCCGCCCGCAGUCAGACCAACACACAGUCCACCAGUCCCCAGCAGUCCACAGGCGUCUCCCUCCCCACCAGUCGCCAGUCACCCCAGAGGGGAAGACAGUCAUCCAGAAGACAGCCGUCCCGCGGCCGUCCACUCCCCGCUAACUCACUGGCCACAGGAAGCCGCAGGAAGUCCACCGCCUCUCAGCGGAACUUCGGGCGCCCACUACCCACACAGAACCAAAGACAGUCCCACACCUCACGACAGUCUCAUGGACGUUCCCUUCACGCCAGCCCACAGCCCACACAGAACCUAGAAAAGUCAAAUGCCCCACAACAACCCUCUGGUCUUCCCCUUCCUGUGAACCUGCAGAUCACGGAGACCCUAAAGGAAUCUAGCACCCUUCAGCAGCCCUCAGGUCAGCCCCUAACCGUCAACACGCAGCCAACAGAGAGCUUAGGAGAGUCUAACAUCCCACAGCAACCCAUUGGCCUUCCCCUUCCAGUGAGCCCACAGACCACGGAGAGCUUGAGCCAGACUAAUACUCCCCAGCAGCCCUCUGGCCUUCCUCUCCCCGUCAACUCACUACCUACGGGAAGCCGAAGACAGCCUAGCACUCGCCAACAGUCCACUGGCCGCGCCCUCCCCGUCAGGCCGCUCCCCACGCAGAGCUUCGGGCAGCCUCUCACUUUCCAAGCCUCAACCACUCAGCAGAACCAUGCAGAAUUCCUAAACCAAGGCGGCGCUGAAGCCCUAGCGGAUCUCUUCGGAGGCGUUCCUGUCACCCAAAGAAGAGUCGCCAGUUCUCGUGGUUCCCGCUCUCGCUCUCGCUCCAGAAGCAGACAGCGAGGUACCGUCUCCUUCCAGCCGUCUCAGAACCUUCAGUCUUUGGAGCCUCAGCGUGGUAGUGGCAGACUGAAUGGACCGUCAGCUCCUCAAAGCAUCGCCACCUCUUCUCGUUCCAGAGGUGGCCAACGCCAAAGGGACUCCAAGAGGGUUCGAGUGGUUAGGGUGCAGUCCAAGUCCAACCAGAAGAAGUCCGUGCCGCAUUCUGAGUUCCAGCGCCGGGUACUGAAGGAUGAGGAGGUGCCACAGCAGCAGCUCCAGCAUCGGGAAGAGAAGUACGGGUUUGUGGCGAAGGAGAGUGAGGAGGUUAAUGAAGUGGAGGAAGUGGAGGAAGAUGAAAACGAUGUAGAUAAUGAGGAAAAUGAUGAAGAUGAUGAAGCUGAUCUAGAAGGUGACGAUAAGGAUGAAGAAGACGAUGAAGAAGCGGACCAUGAACAAGACAAAGAGAAUGACCAAGAAAAUGAUGACGAAGAUAAUGAACAAGAAAAUGAUGACGAAGAUAAUGAACAAGAAAAUGAUGACAAAGAAGAAGAGAACGAACUGGAACAAGACAAGGAAGAUGAGAAUGACCAGGAAAAAGAAGACGAGGAGGAAGAAGAGGAUGAAGACGAUGAGGAGGAUGAACCACGUCAGCAGUACAGGAGUCCUCAGAGACAACGCCAGAGAGGACAGGGCAGAGGGAGGACCUUCCAGAGGCAGAGUGUGCAGGGACAGCGGCAGCAAACCUACAGACCCAUCCCGCAGAGACAGCAGCCACAGCGACAGCCUCAGAGGACGUCCCAGAGACAGGCUGUGCGGGGCAGGCAACAGCAGAAACAACAACAAACACAACCACAACCUGAAAAACAACAACAACAGCAGCGACAAAGUGCAAGGGCGUCCCAAAGACAACAGCAGCAGCCUCAGCAGCGUCUGGCCGGCACGCGGACCACAGGGCGUGGCUUCGGCGCCGCUCUGCCGCCAGCGUCGACGACGCCGCAACAAGUCCGUUCCCGCCCGGUGGUCGCCACCGCGGGACGCCUCAGAGGAACUCGCUUGGAAUCGAUUAGCAAGGAGGACAUGACUGUGGAAACAGUUAGCACCGAAGACAUGACCGGUGAGAAGGAUUUGACCUCGGAAACGGUCAGUAAUGAAGACAUGACGGCACAAACAGUCAGCAAGGAAGACAUGACUGAUGAAAUGAUGAGUAAGGAAGACAUGACGGAUGAAAAUUCGAGUGUUGAGGACGUGACGUGGAAAAAGUUCCCUGCGCGUCGGAGAGGCCAACGCAUGAAGGUCCACCGCCGAGUGCUGAACCCCGCACAGGCGUCACGGAGGCAGCAGCCGCAGCGGCAAACUGCAGCAGCCAAACAUAGACAAGCCCCGCAGGAACAACAACAACAACAACAACAACAACAACAACAGCGUCAAACUAGCGCCAGAACAGCAGGACGACAACGCACCGGCAUAGCUCUACCACCACCAACGACAACUCCGCAACGCGUGCAGUCCCGCCCCACCACCACCUCACGACGUGGUGGUGGAGCCCGCUCGUACGGGGCGCGGGUAGCUGCCAGAGGACGACAGCCAGUGCAGGUGACACAGCAGAGGACUGACGUCAGCGGUGGCGCGGCGACGAGGUCACGAGGACGUGUACUGACGAGGGGCGGUGCGUUCGGGAGAGUGAGGCAAGACUCAGUGGAGGACAUGACUUCAGAAACGCUCAGCAAGGAAGACAUGACUCUGGAAACCCUGAGCGCGGAGGACAUGACCUCAGAAACCCUUACUGAGGAGGACAUCACUGCAGAGACUCUCACCGUGGAGGACAUGUCUUCAGAAACUCUUACCGCGGAGGACAUCACUUCAGAAACUCUCAGUGUGGAGGACAUGACGUCAGAAAUGCUUAACGAAGAUCUGGCUACUGAGGCUCCUAGUCAGCAAAUUGUUGUCCCCGCCUCAAGCAACGACAACUUGGCGCCACAGAGUAUAAGUGAAGAGGACCUGACCUCAGAAACUGUUAGUGCGGAGGAGCUCACAUCAGAAAAGUUCAGCUCGGAAGACAUCACCACGGAAACGUUAAGUAAGGAGGACUCGAUCUCAAAGUCAGUGAGCGCAGAGACUAAAGAGAAGUUCUCCGCACGCCGGAGGAACCACCGCAUGCAGACACAGCGGCAGGUGGCGCAGCCUGGACACUCCUCGCAACAACCACAGCAGUACAGAGGGAGAUUGAGGACGUCUCAAACACAGCAGCCACAGAGCCAGUCACCGCAGCGACAGAGUGCAAGGGCGUCACUGAGACAAGCACCGCAACACCAGAGUCAAACCAGCGCCAGAACAGCAGGACGACAGCGCACCGGCGUGACUCUGCCACCAGCAACAGCGGCACCGCAGCGUGUGCAGUCCCGCCCCGCCACCACCGCGCGGCGUGGCGGCGGUGCUAGCUCGUACGGGGCGCGGGGAACAGCCAGAGGACGACAGCCAGUGCAGGCGACACAGCAGAGGACUGACGUCAGGGGGGGCGCGGCGGCGAGGUCACGAGGACGUGUAUUGGCGACGGGCCACAGGUUCGGCGGCAGGGUGCAAUCAGACUCCGAGGAGGACCUCACUGACGAGGCUGUGAGUGCUGAAGACGCUACCUGGGAAACCUUGAGCACCGAGGACGUGACGAGGGAGGACAGCAUGGAGCACCCCGGGGAAGUCAGCGUGGAGAGCGCGUCCCAGAUCCUGAGUGACGAGUACGUGACGAUAGAAAGCAAAGACACGACGAGAGAGGAGAGCAUAGAUAAGUCAAGCGGGGACGUCUGGAGUGAGGAGGACGUGACGGUGGAGGAGAGCAUAGAGAAGCCUAGCACGGAGCUGAGCUUUGAGAGAUUAGUCAAGGCUUCGGACGCAGCAGUGUUCAGAUAGAGUUGAGUGACUGAGGUAAGACACCCAACAGCCAGGGUCAUGUUGUAGAGACAGAGAUACUGGCAGUCACCGUGAUAGUGCUGUAUUUCAGAGACACUUCAUGGGAGGAGGAACAAUGAACGCCAUACUUCUAACAAGGAGACGUCAGUUGAUUUUAGGCUUUUUCUGGUUACUUAAAAUUUUCAAGCCAUCAAUCAGUAUUCAAGUGUUUGUCAGGGAAUUACUUGAAAUAUUUAUUAGUUUUCCUAUAACACAAAACCUCGUUCUGUUUAAGUGGAUGCAUUGUAAUAUAAGUGAAGAUAAACUUGG